Molecule: messenger RNA, 3077 nt
Organism: Otolemur garnettii (small-eared galago)
Lineage: Eukaryota; Metazoa; Chordata; Mammalia; Primates; Galagidae
Gene: REPIN1
Product: replication initiator 1
Exons: 3
Coding region: 208-2070 (620 amino acids)
Source: RefSeq, a predicted model, not a curated record
GGCGCUGGGAACCCAGCGGCGGGGGGGUGGGGAGGUUGGGGACGGGCCUGGCAGUUGUGAACUCGAACCUGCUGCUGUCGCCGCGGCGGGGCGGGGAGCGGGCAGCGGAGGCCGUCCUUCUGGCUCCAUGGACGGACGCCGCGCUCCUGCACAGCCCGCCGGAGAGGUAAGGCUGGCCUCUCUGCAGUCAGAGGUCUGAGCUCUGCCAUGGGGGUAGGGGUGUCUUUACUGCUACAGUUUUCUCUGACACCUGGGGGCUACCGGAGUGUGGGCAGAAGCCGGCGCUGCAGCGGAAGAAGUAUCCUCAGGAACAUUCCCAGGAGGAGCUGGCAAAAGCCUCAUUCUCAGCUCCGCAGUCUCAAGGCAGAGGAAGAACCAAUGCUGGAACGUCGCUGCAGGGGCCCCUUGGCCAUGGGCCCAGCCCAGCCCCGACUCCUCUCUGGGCCCUCCCAGGAGUCAUCCCAGGCUCUGGAGAAGGAGCCCAGUGGGCUGAGGCAGCAAGGCACUUCAGUGGCCCAGCCAGGCAGACAGGCCCCAGCCAGGGCCCAUCGCUGUGCACACUGUCGAAGGCACUUCUCAGGCUGGGUGGCCCUGUGGCUUCAUGCCCGCCGGUGCCAGGCCCGACUGCCUCUACCCUGCCCUGAGUGUGGCCGUCGCUUCCGCCAUAUCCCCUUCUUAGCACUGCAUCGCCAGGUCCAUGCUGCUGCCACCCCAGAUCUGGGGUUUGCCUGCCACCUUUGUGGGCAAAACUUCCGAGGCUGGGUGGCCCUGGUUUUGCAUCUGCGGGCCCAUUCGGCUGCAAAGAGGCCAAUUGCUUGUCCGAAAUGCGAGAGACGCUUCUGGCGACGAAAGCAGCUUCGAGCUCAUCGGCGGCGGUGCCAUCCCCCUGUCCCGGAGGCCCGACCUUUCAUAUGUGGCAACUGUGGCCGGAGCUUUGCCCAGUGGGACCAGCUCGUUGCUCACAAGCGGGUACACGUAGCCGAGGCCCUGGAGGAGGCAGCAACCAAAGCUCUGGGUCCCCGGCCCAGGGGCCGCCCUGCGGUGACCGCCCCUCGGCCUGGCGGAGAUGCUGUUGACCGCCCUUUCCAGUGUGCCUGCUGUGGCAAGCGCUUCCGGCACAAGCCCAACUUGAUUGCUCACCGCCGCGUGCACACGGGCGAGCGGCCGCACCAGUGCCCUGAAUGUGGGAAGCGCUUCACCAACAAGCCCUACCUGACUUCUCACAGGCGCAUCCACACUGGCGAGAAGCCCUACCCGUGCAUGGAGUGUGGCCGCCGCUUCCGGCACAAACCCAACCUGCUGUCCCACAGCAAGAUCCACAAGCGAUCUGAGGGCUCUGUCCCUGCUGCCCCUGGCCCAGGCAGCCCCCAGCUUCCAGCCGGGCCUGAGCCUACCCCGGUGGCCCUACUGAGAUCUGUGAGGGAGCCGGUGUCGCAGGAACCCCCCCUGGAGUCCCCGCAACACCAGGCAGAGGCCCCCGCCUCUCUCUACAGCUGCGAUGACUGCGGGAGGAGCUUCCGGCUCGAGCGCUUCCUGCGGGCCCACCAGCGGCAGCACACGGGCGAGCGGCCCUUUACCUGUGCCGAGUGUGGAAAGAACUUCGGCAAGAAGACACACCUGGUGGCACACUCGCGGGUGCACUCAGGGGAGCGGCCCUUUGCCUGCGAGGAGUGUGGGCGCCGCUUCUCCCAGGGUAGCCACCUGGCGGCGCACCGGCGUGACCAUGCACCUGAGCGCCCUUUUGUCUGUCCCGACUGCGGCAAGGCUUUCCGCCACAAGCCCUACUUGGCUGCCCACCGGCGCAUCCACACUGGCGAGAAGCCCUAUGUCUGCCCCGACUGCGGCAAAGCCUUCAGCCAGAAGUCCAACCUGGUGUCUCACCGCCGCAUCCACACCGGCGAGCGGCCCUACGCCUGCCCCGACUGCGACCGUAGCUUCAGCCAGAAGUCCAACCUCAUCACGCACCGCAAGAGCCACAUCCGGGACGGCGCCUUCUGCUGUGCCAUCUGUGGCCAGACCUUCGACGAUGAAGAGAGGCUCUUGACCCACCAGAAGAAGCACGAUGUCUGAGGCGAGCGGGGCUGGGGUGUCUCUGGGGCCAGGUGCAGGUGCCUACCUAUGCCGGGUUACCGGAGACUGGAAUCCUAGCUGGGUCAGAAAGAGGCUGGGGGUGAGUUGUCCCUGUGAGCCAGGAAGGUCAACCCGGGGUGGCCAGGGAACCCACUUCAGAGUGCAAGGAUGCUGCCCUUGGGUUGGUAUUUGCUAGGGUUCCUGACUGUCCUGUGCCCCAGAAAAGUAGCAAUAGUAACACCAUCUAUCCCGUAGAGCCCUCUGGCUAGAGGAGCCACCAGUGGAAGUGAAGAUCUUCCAUUCUCUGGUGUUAACGCCUUAAUGUCCCUAUCUUUUACUAUGAGUUACUUCAGAUCAUUUUUGGAAGUAGGUGUGGUGUGGUGCAGGUGUUAGUAAAUAAACAUCUAGGGAGGAGAAGUGGGCCAGCUGAGUACAUCUUGGAGAACCUGCUGGCCUCAUCAGACAGCACCUAGGCCCACCCCUCCCUCCUGUCUGCACACAGACUUGGAGAUCCAUCUUCAGUUCAUCUUCCUCCCCAGAGAUCAACCCCCCCAAGGCAUUUCCUCUUUGGUCUGUCUUGCUUUAUCUACCACCCCACUAAACUCCACCACAGUGCUUAGAACUUCCCCUGGCUGUCAGCAACCCAGUGUGCAGGCUUUCGUUCCAGUACCCCAACCCUUCCUUCCCUACUUAUGCUGUGGAAGGGACUGUCCCAUCGGUGACAGAGCUGAAGGGAAGGGGCUGAUGAAUUUCCCUCCCAACAUUUCUAGCAUAUGGAUGCCCAGCCUCUGCUUGAGCACUUAGGGGACGGGGUGUGCCCCACUUCCUGAGGCCCUGGUACUAUUGUAGGAUGAUUCUAAUUGUUAGAACUUCUUCCUUAUAAUAAAUGAAUUCUGCUUCCCUAUAAUUUCUGUCUGUUGGGCCUUGUGCUGUUCUGUGGAACUAAACAGAACAACCAUUUACCCUCCUUUUCAAAAUAGAGAAUAAAGAUUUGGUUUUAGAACUGG